GAAGACGGACUUAUAAUCUUGUUCUUGCCGACUCACAUCAAAGUGCUGGAAUAAUAUCCAAAGAAUUGGUAUAAAAUUUUAUCCGACGGAAUUAACUAAGAAAGCUGAUAUUUAUGUCGAUACCAAUUUUUUAAUUUCGCUUUGAUAAAAUAAAUAUUACAAUCGCUAUCAUGUCAGAUACAAAGGAAGUAACAGAGCUGCAAGCAUUUGUAACAGCUUUUUGUCACAGUAUGGUGAUACUCGCGCUACCUGUAAUCUCUUUCUUUACAAGCAAAAUUUUUUUAUUUGAUGGUAUAUUAGGUUUCAGCGAGGUAUUAAGUAACGUGUAUUCAGCUGGUGUUGCAGUACUAGUAUUACAUUUUGCCUUAGGACUUUUUAUAUACAGAGCAUACUUUCAUGAUGGAUCAAAAACACCAGCAGUUAAGAGAGAUUAAUUUUUUUUUUUUAUUAUUAAGUACACCUUGGUGAUCAUACACUUAUGACAUAAUCACAGUCAACACAUUUGU
Molecule: messenger RNA, 506 nt
Organism: Cyphomyrmex costatus
Lineage: Eukaryota; Metazoa; Arthropoda; Insecta; Hymenoptera; Formicidae
Product: vacuolar ATPase assembly integral membrane protein VMA21 homolog
Exons: 3
Coding region: 171-434 (87 amino acids)
Biological process (GO): vacuolar proton-transporting V-type ATPase complex assembly
Source: RefSeq, a predicted model, not a curated record